AUGAAAUUCCAAGUCAAUUGCUAUGUGGAGUCCUGUGACAUCUGCCAAAGAAGCAAGGGGCAUGUGCACAGCUAUGCUUUCAACCCGCUUUCUGUCCCUGCAGGUCCCUGGGAAGACAUCUCAUAUGAUUUCAUUGUCAAGUUUCCCAGGUGUAAGGGAUAUGAAAGUGUUCUGCUGGUUGUAGACCGCUUCUUAACAAUGAUGUACUUGAUUCCCUGCAAGGAGGCUGCUACUGCUGAGGAUGUAGCUCAGAUGUUUGUGGAGCCUAUUUGGAAGCUGUAUGGGACUCCCAAGUGCACUGCGUCAGACAGAGGCACUACAUUCAACUCCAAGUUGCUCAAGGCACUCUGCAAAUUGCAAAUCAACCCCAGCUUCUCUACUGCUCACUAUUCGAAGUUGGAUACACAGACUGAAAUCAAGAACCAAUGA
Rhizoctonia solani is the source of this 429-nucleotide messenger RNA. Its product is annotated as Retrotransposable element Tf2 protein. The record is from RefSeq and is a predicted model, not a curated record. The transcript has a single exon. Gene Ontology annotation, molecular function: nucleic acid binding. NCBI's taxonomy places the organism in Eukaryota, Fungi, Basidiomycota, Agaricomycetes, Cantharellales, Ceratobasidiaceae. Gene Ontology annotation, biological process: DNA integration. Bases 1 to 429 code for a protein of 142 amino acids.